AGAGGAAGAAGAUUAGUUGCACAGCGCUGUCUGUUGUUUUGUUGUGGUGCUUAAUACAAACUGUUAGAAAAUAGAAUUGAUGUAAAUAAAAAAUAUCAGGUUAGUUAAUACAUGUAAUAUUCUCAUAAUCAUAGUCGUGUCUACGUUUUGAAGCAAGGAGAAAUAUAUCGGGAAAAGUAUAAGCUAAAGAUGGUGUUUGUUAAAGAGGAGAUUGAGGAGAACACGAGUGAAAUAAAACACGAGGAACCAGAAACCUGGAGAAUAAAAGAAGAGGAACCAGAAACCUUGAUAAUAAAAGAAGAGGAACCAGAAACCUGGGAAAUAAAAGAAGAGGAACCAGAAACCUGGAAAAUAAAACAAGAUGAACCAGAAACAUGGAAAAUAAAAGAAGAGGAACCAGAAACCUGGAGAAUAAAACACGAGGAACAAGGAGAGUUUAUUGAUGAAGGUGAGGAGAACAAAAAAUGGAGUGAAGUUGAGGAAAAAACUGGAGAAAAACCUUUGAGUUGCUCUCAAACCAAACAGAAAGAUCUAAAGAAAAGCAGAGCCAAGAAAACUUUCACAUGUAAUCAAUGUGGAAAUAGUUUUGCACACUUAACAACCCUUAAGAGACACAUGAGAAUCCACACUGGAGAAAAACCUUAUAAGUGUUCACACUGUGACAAGACAUUCAGAUACUCAUCGCAUCUAAAAACACAUAAGAUGUUCCACAAUGGAGAAAAACCUUAUAAGUGUUCACACUGUGACAAGACAUUCAGAUACCCAUCGCAUCUAAAAACACAUGAGAUGUUCCACACUGGAGAAAAACCUUAUAAGUGUUCACACUGUGACAAGAGAUUCAAUGGGUCAAAAGACCUGAAAACACAUGAUAGGAUCCACACUGGAGAGAAGCCUUUUAAGUGUUCACACUGUGACAAGAGAUUCAAUAGGUCAACAGACCUGAUAACACAUGAGAGGAUCCACACUGGAGAGAAACCUUACGAGUGUUCCCUUUGUGACAAGAGAUUCAAACAGUCAUCACAUCUAAAAAAACAUGAGAGGAUCCACACUGGAGAGAAAUCUUAUAAGUGUUCACAUUGUGACAGGGGAUUCAAUAGGUCAACAGACCUGAAAACACAUGAGAGGAUCCACACUGGAGAGAAGCCUUAUAAUUGUUCACAUUGUGACAGGAGAUUCAAUAGGUCAACAGACCUGAUAACACACGAGAGGAUCCACACUGGAGAGAAACCUUACAAGUGUUCACAUUGUGACAAGAGAUUCAAACAGUCGUCACAUCUAAAAACACAUGAGAGGACCCACACCGGAGAGAAACCUAAUAAGUGUUCACAUUGUGACAAGAGAUUCAGUAGGUUAGUAGACCUGAAAACACAUGAGAGGACCCACACUGGAGAGAAACCUUAUAACUGUUCACACUGUGACAAGAGAUUCAAUAGUUCAUCAAGUCUGAAAAUACAUGAGAGGUUCCACACUGGAGAGAAAUUGUACACAUGUAAUCAGUGCGAGAAGUGUUUCACACGCUCAUUACAACUUAAGGAUCACAUGAACAUCCACACUGGAGAGAAACCUUAUAUGUGUUCACACUGUGAAAAGAGAUUCAAUAAUUCAUCAAGUCUGAAAAUGCACGAGAGGCUCCACACUGGAGAGAAACUGUACACAUGUAAUCAGUGUGAGAAGUGUUUCACACGCUCAUCAAAUCUUAAGAAUCACAUGAACAUCCACAUUGGAAAGAAACUGUUCUCAUGUGAUCAGUGUAAUAAAACAUUUUUGACGGCUUCAGACCUGAAGAAACACCUGACAGUUCAUACAAAGGAGACGCCAUAUUCAUGUUAUUUGUGUGGAGAGAGUUUUUCACAUUUUUCAAUUUUGAAAAUACAUCAGAAAACACAUACUGGUGUAAAAAAGCACAAGUGCUCUGAGUGUGAAAACACUUAUACUUCAGCGGGUGGUUUAAAACAGCAUGAGAGGAUCCACACUGGAGAAAAACCUUAUGAGUGUUCACACUGUGACAAGAGAUUCAAUCAUUCAACACAUCUGAAAACACAUGAGAGGAUCCACACUGGGGAAAAACCUUAUGAGUGUUCACACUGUGACAAGAGAUUCAGUCAGUCAGUACACCUGAAAAUGCAUGAGAUGACCCACACUGGAGAGAAACCUUAUAAGUGUGCAUACUGUGACAAUAGUUUCAGUCAGUCGUCAAACCUGAAAACACAUGAGAGGAUCCACACUGGAGAGAAACCUUAUCACUGCACUGAAUGUGGGAAGCACUUCAGUCAUUCAUCUGCUCUACACAUACAUGCAAAAAACUAUCACCGUAAGGCCCCUUACAAACAGAGAUGCAUUUAGAUGUACAUGUACAAAUUUUGUAUCCUCUUGGUGUGUCCUCUAGAGGGAUUCUGCGUUUUGGGAGCAUGAAACUGCUAAUUUUUCUUAACAGGUCCCAGAGUGGAUCAAUCUGAAAAUGACACCUUUUGCAUUUUUGUGUGUAAAGCCAAUCAAAAUAUUUUGUGAAACAAUGAAGUAGGGGUGUGUGAUUUGGUAAUUUUUGAUUAUUAACAAUAAUAAUGCGUUUGCACUCUGCUUUUGAAGAAAUGUUGUAGUAUCAUGCUACAGUGUACAUUGUCAGCUGCAGUUCUUAGGGUUGCCACCCGUCCCUUAAAAUAUGGAAUCGUCCCAUAUUUGAGAAUAAAAUAGCGCGUUCCUUUUUGAAUCGAUACGGGACGGGGUUUGUCCCGUAUUUUCGGUGUUGUCUUCAUUGCAGCAUCUCAUGCAGAUCAUCCCACAGGCAUUCUGUGAAGACUAGUCCUAUUCUGCCCCUGAUUGAGUAAUACUCACUGCCAUCGGUGGAUUGAUUGGUCUGUUUCAGGUUCACGGCCAAUCUGAGUCAGAGGAGGGCGGGUCUCUUAUCAGAGAGUCGAUUUGAAAGAAUGGAGGAGGCUGAUCAAGAUACGCCCCCGCCCCCAGCGUCCAGAGCUGAAACGAAAGCGGAUGCAAAGGACCGACAAAAUUGGGAAGAAUCAAAUCCUUGGCUGGAAAGUGUGUAAAGCACAAUUUGUCGACGAGUUCUCUGUUUCGCACGGUGGCUUGUCAGAUGUGUGACAGCAUGCCUCGGGAGAACAACAUUCAUACACUUUACAAUAAGGUUCAUUUAUUAAACAUUAGUGGAUUAACUAACAUGAACUAACAAUGAGUAAGCAAUACAUUUGUUACAGUUAUUAAUCUUUGUUAAUGUUAGUUAAUAGAAAUAAAUCUGUUCAUUGUUUGUUGAUGUUAGUUCAGUGCAUUAACUAAUAUUAACAAGAUUUUAAUAAAGUAUUAAUUAAUGUGGGAAUUAACAUGAACAAAGAUGAACAAUUGCUGUAUAAGUGCAGAUCAUCAUUAGUUAAUGUUAAUUAAUGUAGUUAAUCAAAUAAAGAAGUGAAGUCUGCACACUGAGAACUACUGCUCCAGAGGAAUUUAAUUAAGCUCAAGCAACGUUGCGACCUUCAGGUCUUCAUCAGGCACAAUUAAUGUAGUUAACUAAUGAACCUUAUUAUAAAGUGUUACCGAUUUGUUUAUUACGAUUAAGGUGUACAGUCAGACCCAUAAGCAUUAUUUUAAUAAGAGAUAAGAUAGAUAUAUUUAAUAAUAAAAAUAUAUUGCCUAAUUGAAGCAAAUAAACAACUAAUUUAAAUGAUUGCAUUCUUCAAUAGGCUACUGUAGAAUUAACAAUUAAAAAAAAUAGAUUAACUUACCAAUAAUAAUAAAUAAAAAAAAAAUUUUUUAAAUGUUAGUAGACCGGUUAUAUAUUAUGUGGUUUCACUGUUUGGAUGGUUUUGUCUGCAAACGAUGACAAAUAUUUGAUCAAAAAUCUGUUCACGCCACCUUAUACAAUUAUUAAAGUUCAUAAGCAAUUAAUAUUUUUAUGAAAACAUAUUUUAAGUUGUGAUUUACCACCACUGGCACAUCAUCGGACCUGUGGUCAUCGUAGCCCUGAGGGGCGUCCCCCCCCCCAGGCGUCUGUUAUUUUUCUGUAUUGAAGGUGGCAACCCUAGCAGUUCUGGUGUCUCUGUCUGUUUUUGUACAACAUCACAUGCAUUCACAUCAGUGUUAACUCUGCUUUAGAGUUACUCUCACGGGUCUCUGCACUUAUUCGCAGACACAAAAGUACAUUAUUUUUUAUGUGCUUAUGUUCUUUAAAGCUUUAUGUGCUGGUUAAAUGUUUUAAUUCAUGCGCUGGUCUGAUGUAUGCCUUUUCUGAGCGUUGCGUACACCUUCACCAAAAAGCCUGUCAAACAGCGCCUGAUCGCUGAACUAAAUUAUCUGUUGCGCUUAUACUGUCAAAACACAAGGUUUACAAAUAUACUCAGAUGGUUUGUGUAAAAUGAAAGUAAGCAGUUGAGAGAAAAAUGGAUGCGCACUUGUAAAUUAGAUGCAUGCUGGUCUUAAAGGGAUGGAACUUAAUAUGCAGUCUACUGUCAUUGGGGAUAGUUCACCCUAAAAUUUAAUUUCUGUAAUUAUUUGCUCACUCAUGUUGUCCCAAAGCUGUAUUCAUUUCUUUCUUACACUAAACACAAAAGGAAGAUAUUUUGAAGAAUAUGGGUAACCAAACAUUUGCUGGUCCAAAGUGAAUUUGAAUAAAUAAAUAAAGCGCAAUGGCAGAAUUGACAGACCGAUGACAAUUUGUAUUUUUGGGUGAACUAUUCUUUUAAGGGUAAUAAAAUGAAGUGCAAAGAGAAAAAUCACUCACUAUUCUUGACUUAAAAACAGUUGUAAUACAGUUGCUUUAGGUAUCAGUUUGUAUAGUGUUUUAUUUCUAGAUUUGUUCAUUAAAUUUAUUGAAUGCUAAGUAAACCUUUUGUAUCUGAAAAUAAGCCAUUAUUUGAUUUAUUAGUAGUUGUAGUUGUAAUGUGUAUCUGUGAUGGGUGCAUAGCCCACCUCAUGUUUAGCUUCUACCACCAUUUAUUUGGUUAUUGCUAUAUUUAAAUUUACUUUGUUUAUUGGUUAAUGUUUGAUUUAGUAAUUUGUUAUUUUUAAAUCCUCUUAUUUCUGAUUUAAAAAAAACACACAAAAGUAAAGAUUAUUUAAAAGUAUAUUGAACAUAGAAGGGUGCACACUUCUUAAGUUUCUUUGUUUGUACCUUACCUGAGUCCUAGAGUCUCUGGCCAUUGAGUGAAUGGUCACAUUCCAUGAGUCACCAACAUUUAAGUAAAUGUUAAAAUGCAUGUUUUGUUGUGAAGCUUUUUGUUUGGUAGAAGUUACAUAUUUAAAGGUUGUUCGUGCUACCCAGUCAGUCGGUUGAUCAUCUGGGCUGAUUUCAUUUCUUCCAUUGUAUUGUUACUCUGCUAGCAGGGCAGAUUUAUUCUUUUUUUAGGCCUGCUUUUCAAUUCAGUUAUUUUUCCUUUAUUUUAGUUGAACUUGUAAGAUUUAUGUUAAACUGGACUUUUGAUAUAUCUGCUUCUGUGGGUUUGAUUAACAUUUUUGUUAUUGUUUUGAUUAAAGAAUAAAUCAACCAUUUUUUCCCCCACAA
Molecule: messenger RNA, 5506 nt
Organism: Carassius gibelio (silver crucian carp)
Lineage: Eukaryota; Metazoa; Chordata; Actinopteri; Cypriniformes; Cyprinidae
Product: zinc finger protein 271-like
Exons: 2
Coding region: 190-2343 (717 amino acids)
Source: RefSeq, a predicted model, not a curated record